Molecule: messenger RNA, 3450 nt
Organism: Pollicipes pollicipes
Lineage: Eukaryota; Metazoa; Arthropoda; Thecostraca; Pollicipedomorpha; Pollicipedidae
Product: BRO1 domain-containing protein BROX
Exons: 10
Coding region: 165-1424 (419 amino acids)
Source: RefSeq, a predicted model, not a curated record
UAUACGCCCGUCAGGAACCAGUUUCUGGUUGAUUUUGUUGAAUUGCGGCGUCCUGGGAAGGACGUAAACCCAUCCACAGUCUACUUCAGUUCAAGUAAAGUCGUGCAGGAUUGCGGUAACCUCCUAACCACCUGUUCACUUACCGCCUCACGAAACAAUAAGACAUGUCCCAUUGGUUCCACAGAAAUGGCCUGAAGGCUACGGGCCAUGUUAAUUUUGAUUUGAAGCUCUUUGCGUCUGAACCGGAAUCCUUGAAAAUAUGCAGCGAGCUGCGCCAGGCUCGUCACCGUCUGCUGGAGCUGCUGCCGGACGCCGGCCACCAGUGCCAGGAGUUGGAGGCGGCGCUGAACAGCUACCUGGCGCUGCUCACUGGCUUCCUGCAGGCACCGGACCAGCCGGACCAGCAGAGCAAGCUGCGCCACGUGGUCCGCUUCCGCUGGACGCACACGCUGCUGGGCAACACGCCAGAGGCGCAAAAGGAUGCCGUCUUCGAAGUCAUCUGUAUUUGUCAGAAUGUCGCUGUUUGGUACAUGAAGCGGGCCGCAAAAAUCGCCGGAAAGGAGGAUAUUACGAUGGAGGACGGGAAGGAGGUGCACAGCAGUCUGCGUCGAGCUGCCGGUCUCAUGAAGGCCGUCCACGACCGCUACAUCGGUCAGCUGCUAGAGGAGAGUGUCAAGGAGGGAGACUGUGACACUCGGGUCAUCACUGCCUACAUGAACCAGUGCACCGCGGAGGCCCAGGAAGUGACGAUCGCGCGCGCCAUCGAGCUGAAGCACUCACCUGGUCUGGUGUCGGCCCUGGCGCACGAGACGUCGGGCAUGUUCCAGACGGCCGCCGACAGCCUGCGCUCGAUGGAGCCAGCGCUCGUCCAGCGCUGGACCAAGUACCUCCAGCUCAAGGCGGCCGUCUACAAAGCCUAUGCGUACAACUACCUGGGCGAGAACUUCCUGGCUGAUGACAAGUGUGGAGAAGCCAUUCGGUGCCUGAAGGAGAGUCAGAAGUUUUAUACCGAGGCCGGGGAGCUGUGCAAGGAGUACGCGGACGCCAAGGGCGUCGGCGCCAAGGUGAAGCCCGAGAAGCACCUCUUCUUCAGAAAGCUGGGACCGAUCCUGAACAGGACCCUGGAGAAAUGCGAACGCGAAAAUGGAUUCAUUUACCACCAGAAGGUGCCGUACGACGCGCCGGCACUGGAGCUGCGCGACAACACAUACGGCCUGGUGGCGCCCGACGAGUUCGCCAUGCCGGCGCCGGCGCCGCUCUGGACGGCCGUCAGCUACGCCGCCUUCGAUGUCAGCAAGCUGGGUGACGCCGGCCCGUCGAAGGCAGCGGAGAAGGCGGAGGGAGACCUGCCACCUGUCAAAGAGGUCAAGGACAACCACACGGACCAGGAUCCGAAGAACCACAGCGGCUGCGUGGUGGCCUAGGCGGCGCCAGGGUGGCGGCGGCCCCGGCUGUCGGGCUCACGGUUUAGCUGAGCGCUAUCGGUCGAGGGCUGCGCCGUCAGCUGGCGCCUGCGGGCGAGCCAGCCCCGCUGUGGAUGACCGGAGGGACCCGUCACACCACCAGAGCACCGCUGGGCAGCACUUGUGUGGUUGACCUGGGGUGUGAAGCCCCGCUCGUAAGCCAGCCCCGCUGUGGAUGACCGGAGGGACCCGUCACACCACCAGCGCACCGCUGGGCAGCACUUGUGUGGUUGACCUGGGGUGUGAAGCCCCGCUCGUAAGCCAGCCCCGCUGUGGAUGACCGGAGGGACCCGUCACACCACCAGAGCACCGCUGGGCAGCACCUGUGUGGUUGAUUGCGCGUGUGAAGCCCCGCUCGUAAGCCCACAGCGGCCCGAGGGUCAUAUGAACACUGCAUUUAGGCGUGGGGCUACACUGUUCUGGCAACAAACCAUUACUUCAGCACUAUAUGGUCGCACGGGGUAUAUGCUGUCCGAUUUUCGUGACUGGUGGUGCCUGGGUGUUUGUUACAGAACGGUAUUGUAGGUUGCCCAGGCAUUGAAUCCAAGCAACAGCCAGUGUCUUCAAACGUGAUCGUAACUUGCGCUCUUCUUCAAAUCGUAUUUGAGAUGCGUUUGGACGGAACCUACUUUCUUUCUAUGAUUCGUCAAAAUCGUUAAGGAUGUAAGUAUAGAAAUGUGGAGGAAAAUUAACCUGUUUCUGGCCCAAACGCUUGUAUGGAGCGAUUUCAAAGGAUGAAACUUGUACUUCCGCGUUAUGAAAGUCGGUGCCCUGUAUAAAAGCCGGUGUUGAAAAUAAUGAAGCAUGGUUUGUUUUGUAUAUAUGACAACUUCGCCGCAUGGGAGCUGUGUGAUUCGCAUGGUGCUGUAGUAUUAAAGCUUUAUUUUUAGUAUUUGCGCAUUACGAACUUUUGGUUCUCAGUAGAUAGUAUCAAUUUUCGUAGUUACGCGCGGUUCAUGCAACCUUGUCAGUUUAAGUGUCAGUUUAAGUUCUCACAGGACAGGCAUAAUUAUAGUCAUUCUACUGACGGCGCUUACUGUCUUCAGUGUGCUUCUCCAGGCCUUCGGAGAAUGCACUUAUGCAUGGCUUAGUUUUUGUGGCACAUCCUUUCCAAGAAAGGUGCGAAUGAUAUGUGUGAACGGCAUCGCCCCGUAGCUUUUGGGCGGUGAAUACAGGACACAGCUGGGCGAAGUGAGGGAUCAUGCUCACCGUGACGUGGCAUGGCCGUAGAGUAUGAGCGUGUCUCGAUGUUUCAGCGUAGCCUGCCUUAGACGUUGACGGCUUUGUCGCACGAGCGUCAUGUUUCGCUAGUCUGAUUGCAAGUGUGAUGAUUGUGGACUGUCUUUGUUGUGCGUCCACGUUUGACUUUUCACCAGCAGAUCUUGUAACCUAGCCAUUCCGUCGAAGGAGUAGCGUCCGUAUUGACGUGGCGUUUAGGUACGGCCGCGGAUGCUGGUAAUUCUGAUGCUUCCGCGUACGGACGCUGGUCUGCCCACGUGGUGGGCGUGCGCACCUCGAGCAGCGCAACAUGUUGCUGGCUGUAGAAACUCAUAGCAUCUUGAUUUAUGCGCACCGUUGGAAAAAAGCAAGGCCGGGAUGGUGCUUGUAGACUAUGUUAUGCGACAGCGCUACUAACAAAGUGGGUCACGCAGCCUGCGCCUCAUUACGCACGUGCGUGUCGGCUCUGCGGGCCGGGCCGGCGGUGCCUGCUUGACGCGUGUGUGAUGCGACAACACGAGCCGCCAGCCGGCCGACCCUCAUGCCUUGUAAUACAUGCGCCUUACGACCGAGCGCAUGCUGCGUGCGAGAAGACGUGUGUUGUGUCGCUGGGUGAGAAGCGUGCUGUUAAUUGUGUGAUCCGCUGCUGAGGGUGGUGGAACUCUGGAACGCCUCUAAGACGCCUCACAAUGUCAUCUGUGGGGAAUUGAAAAGCAAAGUAACACAGUUUAUAGGGUAUCAUGCUCCGCGAUUAAAUGACAACCAUUGA